Molecule: messenger RNA, 2508 nt
Organism: Plasmodium vivax (malaria parasite P. vivax)
Lineage: Eukaryota; Apicomplexa; Aconoidasida; Haemosporida; Plasmodiidae
Product: bromodomain protein, putative
Exons: 1
Coding region: 1-2292 (763 amino acids)
Molecular function (GO): protein binding
Source: RefSeq, a predicted model, not a curated record
AUGAGUUUAAACAAAAUUAAGUACGACGAGCUGGAGGAGCUAAGGAGGAAAAAUGAAGUCCUGAUGAACUUGCUAAAUAAGCUAAUCUCUUUCGAUAAGAAAAGGGUAUUUCUCUAUCCCGUCAAUGUGCAGUUUGUUCCAGAUUAUUUGAACAUAAUAAAAGAGCCAAUGGACUUUACCACCAUGAAACAGAAAAUCCAAAAUUAUAAAUAUAGAGACUUUCAAGAAUUCGAAAAGGAUUUCUUCUUAAUUAUCAAUAACUGUUACACAUACAACGACAAAAGUACCAUCUACCACAGAAUCGCAGAAAAUGUAGAAAACUACUAUAAAAAGGUUACCCCCAAAAUAUAUAGGAAGUACCUAAAUAUACAUCUGCUAUAUCACAGUGAGGAUAAGGAUGUGUUAAAUAAUACCCUAUAUGACCCUAACAUGAUUGAGGCCAAAAAAACACCUGUUAAGGAAAUUAAAAAAAGUCUCAGGCCAAAAAAACAAGGAAAGGUAGGCAGACCAAGCAAAGGAAGCAUAAGCUUUAAAAACGAACAUGCUGAUAUGAACCAACCCGGGAAUAUUAAUAAAAAAAAAAAAAAAAGUAACAAUAAAAAUUUAGCAAAGACAAAUAUGCACAUGCAUGGUAACAACCCUUUUUAUGACAACGCCUAUGGGUCAUUUAACGGUAUCGCCCCAAAUGACAUGUAUGGAUAUAAUAAUGAUGCAUAUGCAAGUUUAGAGAACAUGCUAGAGCAGGAGAACUUCUCCACAAUCUUAGAUACCAUUCAAAAUAGUAAUGAUAAAUCGAAGGACAUUUUUGACAUGCUGAUUAAAGUACUGUCAGAUAACAAGGGCAGCUGCUCCCCCCUAUGUAACUAUGUAAAUAUAAGCAAAUCGUUACGGAAAGUAUUUUUUGGAGUUCCCAUUUCGUCCAAAAAAAAGAAUAAAAAAAAUUCCCCAGCGUGCACUAGUGAAAAUCACGCCCAGCUAUCCCCAAACAGCAGAAAAAGAGACGUAACCGGUGUAACCGGCGCAACCGGCGUAACCGGCGUAACCGGCGCAACCGGCGUAACCGGCGCAACCGACGUAACUGACGUAACCGGUGUAACCGACGUAAGCGAUGUAAACGAAAGUGCGAAUGUAAAGACUAAAAAGAGGAAACUAUCAAAUGAAGAGGAACGGGAUAACUACACGGGGCCCACUUCGCACAGCAGUGCUCAAAACGAGACCGAUGCUAAGACUGACACAAGCAUUGACAGAGAAGCCAGCUGCGCGGACUGCGAGUCGCCCCCCUGCCAACCCGACAGUAACGAGAAUAACAACGCAGACGAAUUAAACGAUGAUAGUGUAAAAACGGGCGAAUACGAGGAUAAUAACCCCCCUGCGGACACAUUAAAUGACAAUUCUGCAGAGGAAGAGAAACCCCCAGAUAAGGAAAACAAACCAGAAAAAGAUUUCGUAACAUACAACAUUGAAAAAAAAGAAUUAACCAUGAAACUGCUAAACUACAAAGAAAGUGUAAAAAAAUUUAUCGGAGAAUCAAAUCUUCCCACAUUCAUUAAUAUAUUCCCAAAUAUUUACAACAUUCUAGAUAAUGCAGAUUCAAAAAAUUUAUACUAUGCUGCCUUCAACGACUUGAGAGUUUUCGGCUUAGAUGUAGCAGAUUUUGGCGAAUUUAACCAAAAAAUUUCCUACAAUAAAAAUUACCUCCUGGGAGUUGGUAGAUAUCAUAUAAAAAAUGUCUUAACAUUGGAUAAAAAUCUGUCAAACAUAAUGCUCAACGAUGGGAACAAAUCUCAUUUUCGUGAGCAGAUAAAGUCGUACUUAUUAAAUGAGAAGACCAAACAGUCAGCUACAAAUAUGAAGAAGUGCUCCCCAACUAGUGAAAAUCAAACAGAAGAUAAUUCACACUUCGAAAUGGGAAGUGGGCCAGAAAAUCCCGUUACGCAAAGCGUUCAACAUGUUAGCAGUUCUCACUUGCACAGUUAUGAUAAGGACCAUUCCCAAGCGAAAAAUAAAACAUCCACAGGUAGUACCUUUGGGAAGAAGCCAAAUACGAGUAGCCCCCUUGACAACUCUCAUCUGAUGUACAAUGACCCACAUUUUAAGGACAAUUCGAACUAUAACAGUGACCAAUUUUCGAGCGAAUCAUCUGACGUUGACAAUUUGGACAUGAGGAACUUUUUAGAUACAUACAAUUCGUAUAGCAAGAAAUUUAUAAGGAGGCAACAGAUUUACAGAAUUUUGAAAAAUAGAAUUAAAAAGCUGUUUAGAAAAAACGCCACGCAGAAGGCUACGCCGUAAGGAAGUAGCACAGCGUAGCCUUCCUCAGAGGGAAAACCGUUUCCCCGAAUGGUGUUGUCUCUAUAUAUGUAUGUUUGUACCCUUUUUCAUAUAACAUUUGUGUAGACACGCACGAUGUAUAUACGCAAGAAUAGCGUGCCCCCCCGCAUCAUGCACCGUGCAUCGCGUUUGCAUUAAAAUGCCCAUUUUUUUUAAAACGACGUGAUAAACCAUCGC